This is a messenger RNA of Alternaria burnsii, 429 nucleotides long. RefSeq names its product phox-like protein. Gene Ontology annotation, cellular component: early endosome membrane; retromer complex. Gene Ontology annotation, molecular function: phosphatidylinositol-3-phosphate binding. The transcript has 4 exons. Gene Ontology annotation, biological process: endocytic recycling; late endosome to Golgi transport. The record is from RefSeq and is a predicted model, not a curated record. NCBI's taxonomy places the organism in Eukaryota, Fungi, Ascomycota, Dothideomycetes, Pleosporales, Pleosporaceae. Bases 1 to 429 code for a protein of 142 amino acids.
AUGCAGUCGCUCCCCGAUGCGCGAUCGCAAAGCUUCGAGGAGCUCUACGGCCCUCCCGAGAACUUUCUGGAGAUCGAGGUCAGAAACCCAAUGACACACGGCGUUGGCCGUGGCAUGUACACAACCUACGAAAUCGUAAUGCGAACCAACAUCCCCGCCUUCAAGCUCAAGUCGUCGACGGUGCGCCGCCGCUACAGUGAAUUCGAGGCUUUCCGCGAUAUCCUCGAGCGCGAGUCGGCGCGCGUCACAAUACCUCCGCUGCCGGGCAAGGUCCUCACCAACCGCUUCUCCGACGAUGUGAUUGAGCACCGGCGCGAAGGCCUACAGCGCUUCCUCCAGAUUGUCGUGGGCCACCCGCUGCUGCAGACGGGCAGCAAGGUCUUGGCCGCAUUCGUACAGGAUCCCAACUGGGACCGACACGCAUGGUAG